GGAUCCGGCCAACAGCUAAGUUUUGGGGACUGGUGACCAAGGACACAAAGCUCGAGUCCGAUCAAAGCGACGAAGUAGACCGACCCCGCUACAAUUGUCGAGUACUUCACAGAACGCACUUGUGAGGGGAGGGGCUGAAACAGUGACGGUAUGAAUGCCCGAAGUUGGGCACAAGAGGCGACGGCAUGGUACGUGGCGCACUCCGAUCCGUACACCUCGCACCAAGACAACGUGCAUCAGGUUUUACGCUGUCCCGUGGUUGCCUUGACGCUUAGUAUUCUCCACCAAUCCGUCGGAUCGGAUCCAAAUUGCCAAGUGUUGGCGGACGAGAAAAAUGGUGCGGCAAGCGGCAUCACAGUCAGGGCGACCGUACCCCCCUCGUCGGACGAGAGCUCGUCCAAGCAUUCGGGAACGGUAACGACAUCUCCCGACUGGCGAGCCUACCUAGCGCAAGAAACCGACACGGGUGUCCUCGAAUUUAAUCAAGCAAACGAAGAAGCCUAUGACGCACUCUCGAGACGGACCAAGGCACGCUUGGAAGCAUUUCUGACCGGAACUUCCCUGGCGGUGGCGACGACAGUCCCAACUGCGGCAACGGAAGAUGAGAUUGUCGGUUCUUCUCAUGCGUCGAAUCUAGCCCUCUCACGGCCACCUAUGUUUCCUCCGAAACCAAACAUGGCAACAGGGAAACCAAUUCGAGGGUAUUCCAACCGAACAACGAGUCAAGAAUCGGAUCGUAGUCUCGGUUUAAUCGAUGGGUUGGCGGGUUUUCAUCGGUUCGAACACUCCAACAGCUCAAGUUCCGCCCCAUCCAGAAGCUCCCCAGUGCUUUCGUCGCUCAAUGCUGGGAGUCAAACAUUGUUACGGUCCAUUUCGGCCUCUACAACAUCGUCUGCCUCGAAUAUACAGAAAAUCUCGAAGCAGCCUCAGAUUGCUCCCGACGAGCUCACCAUACGCAUGGAGCUUUAUAUUCGAGCUUUGCUCCGCGUCAGCGCCCAACAACAAGAAUGCGUUUUGGGUGCUGAACCCGCCCGGGCUCUCAAAGCACGAGCUCGAUCUAUCGUGAUCGCACUUGUGGAUACGGUAGGCACGAUACGGCAACAAAGCCCAGUCUUGACGCGACUCCUGUCUUGGCACGUCAAAGAGUUGCUCGCCGUCGACGUCUUGGGCGAGAGCGUCGUGCGACUUAUUCGUAAGGUUGUAUCAGAUUACGAGCACAAGACAUCCUUCGCGAGUUUGGCAUUCUUAUCGAGUCCGGAUGAUACGGCGGAGCACUCUCUGACGCCCAUGGUAUUGUGGCUCUUCCAAUAUUUACAAACAUCCUGGAGGGACUGUGUGUCUGAUUGUGAACUGGAACGUAUGCUGAAGCUGUCGCUCCCGGAGAAUUUGCGUUCAGUCUUCAAGACUAUCGAGUUCCGAUCCAUUGGGCACUUGCUCGAAACCUGUCAAGAGUACCGUGAUGUGUUGCAGCAUAUUGAACUGGCGCCGGGUAUUAGAUCGUAUGACGACAGUGACGAUGCUGACCAUUCCUCGACGGAAGCAAAUUUCCGGUCGGCUUGCUCAUCGAUUGCGGUUCACAACAACAAGGCAAUUCGCCAAGCUAUUCGGGAUUUGCAACGCGAGGUCAUUACCGUUAAUGGUAACGUCUUACCGCCCGUCACGAGUCGCAUCGAAUUGGUCCAUCUACUCUCCCAAACGCUCAAUUCGCGUUCUCUCCAAACAGCGCAACCACGACUAACACGUUCUCAACGGCGUAAACAGCGCGCCGUACGACGGGUCGAAAGUGCACCCAUUUUGAGCACAAGCGAAUCAGAAGCGGACACCGCCGGGCCUGUCCUAGACAGCGAUGGCUUUUUGUCGUCAGGGAAUGAAGGAGACCUUUCCGACCACAAAAGGCAGACAUCAAGAGCUGUCGGAGCAGGUCCAUCCUCCAAGCCUACGCGUCGUCGCCGUAACUUUCACCUUUCGACAGUCGACUUUCUAACGAAGCGGCUUUUGUUGGCGGCGGGGAGGACAGGUACUGGCGGAGAUGCCUACUUUGUUGUUAGAGACUUGUUUGGUGGGGACGACAUUGAAGUUGUUCCAUCGCAUUUGCCACCGUCUCACGCGCGAAUGGUUCGUCCCGGGUCGAUUGAAAUUAUAAUCAUGCUAUCCAGUGUGACCAUUAAAUGUCACGGGUCCUUUGAUGUAUAUCCGACAUCUCUUGUCGGAGACUGCGAACCACUUAUUCAACUGCACACAACUACUACCGAAGUCAUUCAGCUACAGGAAGUUCGUGCCAGUGAUUCCAGUGGCGAUGAUAUCAAAGCCGACAAUUUCUCGUCCGAGGACGAGAGCGAUGCGCCAGGUGGACGGCAGGGAUCUGUCAUGGUGAUACAAGAGCGGCAAACGGAACGUACUGGAUGGCGUACUUUGUCCAUUCGACCCGCGUUGUACGAAAAGGUCGAAAGCUACAGUACUCCGAGUUGA
Messenger RNA from Phaeodactylum tricornutum CCAP 1055/1, 2469 nucleotides. RefSeq lists its product with no specific name. The record is from RefSeq and is a predicted model, not a curated record. NCBI's taxonomy places the organism in Eukaryota, Bacillariophyta, Bacillariophyceae, Surirellales, Neidiaceae. The coding region runs from base 151 to 2469 and encodes 772 amino acids. The transcript has a single exon.